AUUCACUUUACUUGAAGUAAAGUAAGAAGAAGUAGAAACUGUCAAAUCUCUCGAAGUUGAUGUCGAAGGUUGAAUUAGUUACAGGAUUUAGUGUAUUGUUUUAGAAGAGUUAUUUCUUCUGCAAUAUAAAGCGAUAAUCGAAGGUUAUAUUGAGCAGAAGUAUGAAUACUCUCGUGGAACUUGGAAAUCAGGCUUAUCAGAAGGCUCUGUGGAACGACUUCAAGGGAGCUAUUACAAUUCUUGAUAAAGCCAUUGCUAAAUAUCCUCGUGAUCCUCGGCUUUAUAAUAACCGCUGUUAUUCUUACUGUAGACUGAAAGAUUUUAAAAGUGCUUUAUCUGAAGCGGAAUUUAUGGUAAAAGAAUUUCCAUCUUUUUCAAAAGGAUAUUACAGAAAAGCAGAAAUAUUAAUAGAGAUGAAGAGAUAUAUAGAAGCAGAAUUAGUUUUAAAUGAAAUAUUAAAAUUGGAGCCAGAUUGUCAAGAAGCUAAAUUCCUGCUUUCAGAGGUGCAGAUAAUGUUGCUUUGCGGUGGCGGCAGAUAUUCUGUCCACGACUCAAUUAGAGCUCUUAAGCUCACUAAUUUCAAUGCAGAACAAGCCAAAGCUUUUUUAGAAGUUGGAGGAUUGAAUGGUGCUAAUUCGUAUGACAAGAAUGAUAUUUAUUAUUCAGACGAAGAAGUGGAGGAGCCAUCAACAUCAACAGCAGCUGCUGCAGCAGCAGUAUUAGCAAAACCACAAGCAGUAGUAACAAAACCACAAGCAGUAGUAACAAAACCACAAGCAGUAGUAGUCACACCAACAGAAGAAGGGGAAUACGAUCCUUAUGUGGAUCCCAGUAAUCCAUUCAAAAGUAACUCUAUCUGGGUGGGAAAUGUAACUAAAAGUAUUACUGAAGAUUUGAUUAAACCUUUAUUUUCCAAGUUUGGCAAAAUAAAGAGCAUAAUCGUACAGCACCAAAAUUUCUGUGCUUUUGUAAACUAUAUGGAACCCAGUAUGGCUGCCAACGCGAUGAAGAAAUUUCACCAGCAUUACCCGAUAGCUGAUACUUUUUUAGUUAUCCGUUAUCCUGAUAAUGCUAAAGCCAACGCUAUGAUGUUUGGUAAUAAAAAGAAUGGUAUUAAAAUUAAGUGAAUUCACACUUAUCAUUAUUCUUUACCAUGCAAAUGUUGUUAUUUUAAAUUAUUAUAACUUUCAUUUCUCAAGAUAUAUUUUUCCCUCGUUAAAUAUGAUUUUCUAAAUUUUUGUGUUUUUAAUAUUGUUAUAUGACAGUUUUAAAUUUAUUGUAAGUAACCACAGGCAUAUGUUUUAUCUUCUAGUAUUUAAAUAUAUCUUUACUUAUGUGUCCUACAUUAUAAUGCCAAUUUCAAAAGAAAUUGAAAGCCUUUAUAGAUAAACGAAUAAAGAAGUACUUUUUUAUAUCAA
This is a messenger RNA of Homalodisca vitripennis (glassy-winged sharpshooter), 1418 nucleotides long. Its product is annotated as protein STIP1 homolog. The transcript has 7 exons. NCBI's taxonomy places the organism in Eukaryota, Metazoa, Arthropoda, Insecta, Hemiptera, Cicadellidae. The coding region runs from base 162 to 1127 and encodes 321 amino acids. Gene Ontology annotation, molecular function: RNA binding; protein binding. The record is from RefSeq and is a predicted model, not a curated record.